CUAUGCGAUGCCUCCCAAAAAGCACUUGGCAGUGUCUGCAGCUUCCAAUGUAGCCAAGAAACGCAAAAGUCCGCCGCAGUCGUCCUCGGAUGGGUAUAGACCUGCGACCAAACGUGGUGUCAAACGCGUCAAGCUCAGCGACGCGCGAUCAAUCAUGACACAAACGGCAGACUCAGCACUCAAGAAUGGCGAAUUAGACCUCCAAUCCUUCCUCAAAGCCCGAGAAUUCGAGAUCAAAGCCCUUCAAAAUGGCAUGCAAAAGGCAAAAAGUUCUCUUACGACGAGAGCCUUCCAAUCAGUCCCUCGCGACAUGCGACGGAGAACUGCAAGCCACAAUGUCAAGCGGGUGCCCAAGAGGUUGCAGAACAAAGCUGCGAGAGAGAUGAGAGAGGACAAUACACCGACUGUUAGAGCAAGCAAAAGAGAACCCAAAAAUUCUCGAGGCAGGCUUCGUGCAGAAACAGCGAAAAAGUUGGGCAUACUGGCAGAAAAGAAGAGGGCUCUGAAAGCGAGGGAUCCUACGAAAGCUGCUGGUGUCCAGACAAGAGCUGCACGGCCGAAACUAAGGAAGGACAUGUUGAACGAUCCUCCAAAACCAAAGUCGAAGUUCAGGAAAAGGCAAAUUCACAAAACUUGGUUGCCUACACAUAUGUGGCAUGCUAAGAGAGCGACUAUGACAGGACCAAAAGAUCCGCUGUGGAGGUUUGCCAUACCUCUCACGCCUACACAAAAGUCAUAUCGACCCACACAUAGAGCUAGUGUAGCCAGAGGAGCAGUGGGUUGGGAUAUGAGCUAUAUGAGCACAAUAGGUUUGGAAGGUCCAAGUCUGAGUCUUGAAAAGCUGCUGAGGUCGGUGGGCGUCGUUGAGCCCGGACUUUGGGACGAAAAGGCCACAAAAUGGAGACUUGGCAAAAGAAGUUGGAGCGGGUGGUUGUCUAGAGAAGUCAAAGAUCAAUCCAUUCUCAUUGGCCCCUCUACAAUUUUGUGGUGUCCCCAAGAGUCACGCGAUCCAUGUGAAGAUAUCGAAAAGGAGCCCAAGAAGCCUGCCAUGAGACGAGUAUUCAUCAGAAUCCAUCCAUCGAUAUUUCUCGAGACAUGGACCGAAGUACUGCGUCUCUCGAAGCUACAACGCCCUGUAGUACACGUUGAAGAUCUUCGGUUUGAGAUUGGCAGUAUUGAGAUCACAGGACCUGGGUCGACCGAAGCACUCCUUGGUAUAUUGCAUCCAUAUCACGACUCAGACGAUAAUCAGGAUAUCCAUGGACAGACAUUCCGAACACUUGCCGGAGUCACAAAUCCGGGCUCAUUACCCCUGAAUUCUAUAUUAUCGUUUCCAAUCAUGGAUCCACGAUUAAGGUAUCCGCCAAGGCCUAUCAAGUUACCCAGCGUGAAUGAUGAACAUGCAAGUUUUAGUUUGCUUGAGCAACUAUCAACCUGGCCUAUUGAUGCAUCGACUGGAUCUUCGGCAUUAUUUGACCGAGAUGCUCGAUUCAAGGCGACUCGAUUGCCAUCUCAGAAAUCCAUCAACCGGCGGAAAGCUCUAGCACCGCCUGGUACUUAUCCUUCAAAGGUUGUCAAUGACUCUCCAAUACCAACCAUGCUCCUCACAUCUCGAGCGUCGUCACUUGCAGCUCAAGGCUCAUGGACUUUACUAGUUCCGUGGAAGUGUGUUCUUCCCAUCUGGUACGGCCUAAUGCACUAUCCGCUCUCCACCGGGGGGAAUCCUCGAUUCGGGGGUCUAGAAGAGGCUCAGCAAGUGUGCUUCGAGCAAGGUGUGCCAUGGUUUCCAUCAGAUUAUCCUGCCACGCAAGCCGGUUUUGCUUGGGAAGCCGAGCAGCGACUGAAGAGACACAAAGACUGGGCCAAACGUCCUAAAGGCAAACGGAUUGAGUGGACGUCCCUUGACUUGGGUGCUGGAAGAAAAGGAGAAAUUGGUCGAGGCUGGGCUUGCGACUUUGAAAAGAUCAUCGGUAUCGAGCCGCUGCCAGACAACGAUUUGUCGAACAUUACCACGACUACGCAAGACACGAGCAAAGUCUCUGAAGUCAAAACACAAUCGAAAGCUAUUGAGGUCCCUAUUAAACAUAUGUCGAGAAAGGACUUCACAUCCUUAAUUUCUUCGCGAGAUGCCGAGCCACAAUCUACAAACUCCGUAGCAACAAUCCGAAUUACCUUCCUCUCUCGCGGCGUCGCCACUCCUUGCGCUCGCAUCUACAGACUCCCUUCAUCGUCGCCUUCAUCAUCUGAUCUGGACUUAUCCCCACCAGACACCCAGCCAGCUACGACUCGCGAAGCUUGGCUUUCUCUGCUACCCCAAACCACAAACUCCAAACCUCUGCCAAAGACUAAAGGCCAAAAAUUGGGCCGCAUUCCUCUCGACGCACCUCUUCCACAACGUGUAAGACUCCUUGCGCAGUCCCUCCUCCAGAACCCACCGCUGCAAUAUCCGGCGGACAAGAAUGGUGAUGAUCACCUGCUUGUGCCGAAUGAGGAAGAUCUCAUUGGUUUUGUCACCACUGGGGAGUUCAAUCUGGCCGAGGGGAAAGGAGUUGCUGUUGGAAGCAUCGUUCGUCAAGUUAAGCCCACAUUGAUCUUGGCCAGGCCCUUGGAUUUUAAGUGUUGCGAUAUCAAGACUAAGAGCAUGAUGCAUGCAAUCGUGACUCCCAUGGACUUCAGCGAUAUGAUAGGUAAGGAAGCGUUCAUGGAUGGGCUUUCAGGCGCCGCAAGUGCGUUUGCUGUCGUGUCUUUGGCCGCUCAGGUGGCCGGUGGCGUUCAGAAACUGUGCAACUUCUGGGAAACAGUUCAAGACGGGCCUAGAAACGUGUCAUGCAUUGUCAAAGACCUGGAGGUGGUUUCAAAUGUCUUGGAUGACAUACGGCAAGAGAUGCUGAGCCAAAAUGAGAUGCCGUACUCAAGAUCGGUGGCCGCAACCCACGGUGCACUUGAGAGCUGCCAGGGUAGAGUGGCUGCUCUAGAUGCACUAAUCGACGGGUUUCAACCAGGAUUCUCCACCCACAAGAGGAAUUUCAAGAAGUGGGCAGCUUUAAAAGCUUCUUGGAAAGGGGAUAGGCUUAGAAAGUUUCAGGAAACUCUGAAGGACGUGAAAACAACACUGCUUUUAGCUCGGCAGAACUCGAUUGCACGUACACUUGGUAUUCGAGAACAUCAGCAUCGCCAUGAUCUAGAGGUCCUUGCUCAUGGCAUGAGACUUCUCUUGACGCAGAAUGAUCCCGCCAUGACCGCAAUGGUUUCGAGAAGCACCAUUGAGUGUCAAGAACACAUCGACCAACUAAAACAAGAGUGCCAUAUCAUGUCAACUCGUGUUCGGAGUUCCGCCCAAAAUGGUGUGAGGGGUUCGACGAGUACGUCGUAUGCACCAGCGAACUCAGCCGUCAAUCCUAGACCCGACACCCGACUCAAGACCUUAGCGGAAAACAUGCUGAUUGUCUCAACAUCCAAAAUCAACUUUCGAAUUGAAUCCCGGAACAUCAGAUUCGAAGUACCUUUCGCAAUUACCAACUUUCUGGGCAGUCUACUGAUCUAUAACUCGAUCUAUAAGCGCGCUAGCACGAAUCUCUCAGCAGAGAAUUCGAAAGUCGAGGAAGGGGAUGAUGAGACGAGAAUCGGAUGUGCGACCCAGACAACUGUUGUGGUUCAUCCAUCUUGGUGGCUCUCUACGAUGGGUAUAAUUUGGGGCAUUCAAAUAGUGUUGUCGAAGUCAUUUCGGGGACUCGAUUGCAGUCUGAGAACGUAUUUUGCUGUCCCUGAUGACUCAUUAGUCUUUCAAGUUUGUCAAAGCGGUGACGUUGCUGCUCUGCAGGAACUCUUUAAGAGCAGAAAGGCUUCGCCGUGGGACACUGACUCGCGAGGCUAUACUCCUCUGUUUUUUGCUGCACGUGCGAGGCAGUUGGAGAUAUGUCAUAUUCUGAUCAAUCAAGGGGCUGAUGUUCGUGCGCGCAACCUGAUGGGCGACGCUGGUCAAACAUCUUGUCGAGAGCACGUUGAUAUACUGAGACUAUUCGUCGACCACCUGGAUUUCUCGGAUCAUGUCAAUUGCUCUGGAAUCUGGGGAUUGCGACGCCUUCUAAUGAUCGCCAGGUGCAGUCACAUAUCAUGUUCUCAUUCUCUGGAUAGUCCUUUAGCAUUUUUGUGGGCAUUUCCACUGCUUAGGGACGAUAUUUCCUUUAAAAUACCCGCAAUGGGACGAGGAAUUGCCCAGCUUCUGACCCAGGCCAUGUGGCUGGAUAAUGUCGAGGUGUUGUCACAAAUCGUCAGAGCUGUAGGUGAUGUCAAUUCAAGGCAGAUCCUUGCAUGGUUCUCUCCCGCACAUAAUCUUGUCACAAGCAGAACUGGGUAUGGUAUACGCAGAACUCCUAAGUCCAAUCGCUUUCUCAUAAGUCAGGGCUUGGAUCUCCAUCUGGUAAUGGAUGAGACUUUCGAGGUCAACCAAAAACGCGAGCAUCGCUAUGAUGACACCCCUCUCUCACGCGCUAUGAGAAAUUCUGAGUCCUUCUUCCUUUUUAGAGAGCUCCUUCAAGACAUGAAUAUCUCAUUCGAGGACUUUGUCGAGGACGAAUUAAGAUGUUAUCCAUUAGUGCGUAGCGGAUGGACACGGACGACGUUACUGCGACUUUUCAACCUCGAGUAUACACCUCUCGUCAUGCCGGCAAUCACUUGUCGGACCUGUGAAUUGAGCGACAUUGCUACGGAAUCAACCUGGCUAUCACUGCUUGAGAGGCUUAAAUCUAUGCCAGAAGCCAUAUACAACGCCCAGGAAGUUUCCCUAGAAAGAGAGAGAAAAAUCGUCGACUACAGUGACAUCACUAAAAUUCAGUGCUGCCAGACAACAGAAGCGCAUGGGGAGGAAGAUAGCAUGUUUUUGUUUUCGUUUUAAGAUAUAAUGUGGACGCAAAACAAGGGCCGAAUGAUCUCUUGUAAUUGAUGUAGGGACUCUUGGUUGAACCCCGUAUGGGCUGGCUCAACCAAGCUGGAGCACCGUAGUCUAUGGGUCAUUUAUC
Molecule: messenger RNA, 5018 nt
Organism: Mollisia scopiformis
Lineage: Eukaryota; Fungi; Ascomycota; Leotiomycetes; Helotiales; Mollisiaceae
Exons: 6
Coding region: 8-4894 (1628 amino acids)
Biological process (GO): tRNA 5'-leader removal
Cellular component (GO): ribonuclease MRP complex; nucleolar ribonuclease P complex
Molecular function (GO): protein binding
Source: RefSeq, a predicted model, not a curated record